This is a messenger RNA of Cannabis sativa, 2770 nucleotides long. RefSeq names its product mitogen-activated protein kinase kinase kinase 5. Gene Ontology annotation, molecular function: ATP binding; protein kinase activity. Gene Ontology annotation, biological process: protein phosphorylation. Lineage: Eukaryota; Viridiplantae; Streptophyta; Magnoliopsida; Rosales; Cannabaceae. The transcript is spliced from 10 exons. The record is from RefSeq and is a predicted model, not a curated record. The coding region runs from base 302 to 2353 and encodes 683 amino acids.
UCUUCAAGUUGAACAACACCAACUCACCCAAUUCAACCCUUUAAGAUAAGGAAAAAAAGAAAGAGCAGUUGAGUUUGAGGUCGAGGUUUCAAGUUUUCAAUUUCAACUCAUUAUGUCAAACUGUUGACUGACUCAAUAUUCCAUAUUUAUUAACAAACAAAAACACACACAAGAAAAGAAAAUAAAGAAAGAACAGAGGAGUUUCCUAAAAAACACACCAAGGCUUAGCAAGCUUGGCUAAUUAAUAAUAUGGCUUUGGGUCAUUAAUACUACUACGAAGGUGUUUACUGGAGAGGAAAUAAUGGCUUCUUCACCAGAACUCGCCUUCCAAAACUACUACUCCCAAAUAAUAAUGCCUUCUCCUAAUUCUUCUUCUUUCUAUGUCUUUAACUGUAGUAGUGAUGCCACUGACACUACCGUAAAUACUUCUCCUACUAUUUCCUUUUCAGAUCUAGGAGAGCGUCGUCUCACGCGACAGAGGAAACUCCGUUACGUUACAGAUCAAGAGUUGGGUAUUACAAACUUAAAUAUUCACCGUUCUUCUCGUUCUUCCCCAACUUCUCCUGACUCUGAUGACCGGAAAAUCGGUUCCCCACGUGCCCGUUCUGAACGACACUGGUCUUUCUCCUGCGUCCCACAACCCUUGCCACUCCCUGGUUCUCCAUUGGUUCGGCGACCUGAGUCUUCCUCUGAAGGUUUCGCUUCACCGUUUGGAAGGAAAACUCCAAGGAGAUUCUCUACUGAUUCAAAUCAUGUUGUUCCGAUUAAGGGGAGUGCGAUUUCAGCUCCAAAUACUUGUCCACUUAGUCCCAAAAGAUCAAAUGUUAAAGAAACCAUUUUUUCAUCAUCAUCAUGUCAUGUUCACAUUAGCCCCAACAAAAGAUCAUCAAACGGCGGAGGCAUUUCCUUCUCUCAUUUCCCCAAUAUUUAUGGUAAUAAUCUACAGGAACCCAAUAACAGAGCCGAACCUCAUCAUAACUUGCGAGUCAAUGUCCCAUCAAAGAGUGCUCCAUCAAGUCCACGAAGAUCACGCGCCGAUGAUCGGGAGUUACAGAACAUCCUGGCAACCGGUAAUUCUCGCACCCUAUCUCCGGUUAGAAUCCGGCAUAGCGUAGACCAUUCUUCUUCUUCUAAUAAUAAUAAUAAUAAUGGUCGAAAUGACCAUAAUACCCCUAAGAGUCCAAAGAGAAAUUCGUUUCCCUCUCAAUAUAAUAAUAAUAAUAAUAAUAGUAAAAGACCCUUGACCGAGACUUAUGCCCAUCCUUUACCACUCCCUCCCGGGCCCACGCUAUCAUCACAGCCUGUUACCCUACCCCGUAACACAGACGUAUCAUCAUCAUCAUCGAUUAAAGGUCAAUGGCAAAAAGGUAAACUAAUCGGACGUGGCACAUUCGGAAGCGUGUAUAUGGCUAUGGACCGAAACACUGGGGCCUUAUGUGCAAUGAAGGAAGUGGAUCUUAUUCCAGAUGAUCCUAAGUCUGCUGAAUGUGUAAAACAACUGGAACAGGAAAUUAAAGUUCUCCGUGAACUUGAUCACCCUAACAUUGUGCGGUACUAUGGUUGUGAAAAAAUCGAAGAUCACUUCUACAUAUAUUUAGAGUACGUUCAUCCUGGUUCCAUCAAUAAAUAUGUCCGUGAACAUUGUAGAGCUGUUACAGAGUCUGUGGUUCGUAAUUUCACACGCCAUAUUCUCUCUGGAUUAGCUUAUUUGCAUGGUAAACAGACAAUCCAUAGGGAUAUCAAAGGUGCAAACUUACUUGUUAAUUCUUUUGGGGUUGUUAAGCUUGCUGAUUUUGGAAUGGCAAAACAUCUUACAGGACUAUCAUAUGAACUUUCAAUGAAAGGCAGUCCAUAUUGGAUGGCUCCUGAGGUGAUAAAAGCUGUGAUGCAGAAUAACAGCAACCCUGAUGUUGCAUACGCUAUUGAUAUAUGGAGCUUAGGGUGUACCAUCAUUGAGAUGAUGAAUGGCAAACCCCCAUGGAGUGAGUUCACUGGGCCUCAAGCUAUGUUCAAGGUGUUGAACAAAACACCACCAAUACCAGACACAUUAUCAUCUGAGGGAAAAGAUUUCCUCAACAUUUGCUUUAGGAGGAACCCAGCCGAGCGUCUCUCGGCUGCUGCGCUGCUUGAGCAUCCCUUUGUCGCUGUGCGAAAAUCGCAAAAAAAUAAUACUAAUCAGGAUGUUUCCAACCACUUCUCUGCAGCAAUGAAUCUUGUGGAUAAUAAUAGAAUGCUUAAUGGUGAAAGUGAUGAUGGGCGUAGCAAGCAUAAAAUAGAUUUCUUGUCCUUCUCUCCACGCACAACUCUGCCCUUUAGUACCAAUAUCUCUUCUCCAAGGACACUAACGUUUUGAUAUUAUUUCAAGAAAUAUUUUUACUUUUUUUUUUUUUUUGGUUUAUUUACAAAUAUAUUUCUUGCAAGAAAUAUAUGAUUAACUGUAUGUAACAUAAAAGGGUUUUUUUUUUUUUUUUUUUAAUGGAACAUCUAAUUUUUGGAAGAAAAAGAUCAAAUUAUUAAUUGAUGAAAAUACACCCUGUUGUUUUGGAACAUGAAUUAUUUCCAUACAACUUCUUAACAUUCAUUUAUUUAGAACUUGUUUUUGGAAAUUAUUUAUUUUUCAAACUUCAACGGAGAAGAAGAAGAGUGUGUUUUUGUCAGUUGAUUUUUCUUUUCUUCUAAAUUUAUUAUUUGUUUUAAUUUGGUUUGAAAUUCAAACUGUAUGUUCCAUUGAUUAAUUAUAUAUAUAGUGAAGUCGAGUGUAGUUUGUUCA